AUGGAGAAUGCCUCAGUAAUCGAUCUUUGCAGCUACUUCCGACGUCUUUGCGAAGAGAACAAAGUUGAACCAGGCCUCCGCCAUGACGCAUUUCUCUACUCCAAUGCAGAAGCCAUCCAGUCAGUCAUAUCUUCUCCAGUCUUGCCAUCGCCAGCAUUCGUCAUGGCUGCAGAGGCAGCCUAUGAUGGAACAGGACCAGAGUUUCCGCUCGUGCAACAGGGCUAUGCUGGCUCGGUGCGAAUUGCCAUACCGCAUGUUUACACGACUUUCUGGGCGAGAUUAAUCUCGACGGAAGAGGACAUACGAGGGAAAUCAUCACCUAUGCAGCAGACCUGGGGGAAAGCUUUUGCGAAAGCACGAAUCACCCAUGAAAAGACAUACCCAAUAAAGUCCUUCUUCAUGGAGGCUUAG
Molecule: messenger RNA, 411 nt
Organism: Penicillium verrucosum
Lineage: Eukaryota; Fungi; Ascomycota; Eurotiomycetes; Eurotiales; Aspergillaceae
Exons: 2
Coding region: 1-411 (136 amino acids)
Source: RefSeq, a predicted model, not a curated record